UCUCACUUCCCUGAUGUGUAACAGUAAAAGUUAUGCUAUAAACAAGAGAUUGAGUAGUGCAGGAGAAAUCUGAAAGAGAUCCCCAGUAUUUUGACAAUGGCGACCAAGGCUGUCGUUCUAAUGUUCAUCUAUGGACAACUGUGGUGGAACCAAACUACUGGAAAGACAGAAGGGCCUGCAGGCUUGUUGCUCGAUGCUGAACCCCACAGCUUUCCAUCUCAAGGAAGUCAAUCAAAAGUCCCUACCAAAAAUGAACAGCAAACACCAUCCAGCAAGCCCCUGCUUCCUACCACAACAAAAGAACCUAAACUUGCAGAUGAACAUUUAAUAGUCGCCGUGAUUAUUGGGGUCGUCUUGCUGCUCAUGAUUGUUAUUAUCGUUGCCAUCUUCCUUUGGAGGCAACGGAAAAGGUCAAAUGUACCUCUACCCCACUGGGCAGGACGCUCCCCGUUUGCUGAUGGAGACGUGCCCGAACUUAUUGUAGAUAAGGAACCGGUACAAGGCAUAAAACGGAUGUCCGUUCUCUCUCUUUUGCCAUGGAAAUUUAGCAAGGACACACAACUGCUGGACAAUGCAGAAGGACAACUGUCUGAAUCAAGGAAGACCUUGGACGUUCCACAGGGAUCUGGUGAGGCAGGUACAGAGAGCGAGUCAAGCCACACUGCCACGGCAACCUUGGAUUCUUCAGACAGCAGCCAACCCCAAAUUUCCGAGGAACCAAACAACUUAACUGACAUUUCCCUCCAGCCUGAGAGUCCAAAGCUACAAGAUCCUCCUUCGACCAGCUGGCCCAGUGGAGUCAAUGGGGAUAUUUUUAUCCCUGAAUCUCUUCCUAUGGAACAACAUGUAGAAAUCCAGGGUUCUACACUGCCAGAUAUGGCCCAACAAAGUGUUGAUGAAGCAGUGCUACUUCCUCCACCGCCAGAAGAUUUUUUGUGUCAUUGAUUUUUAUAGAUGUUGGCGCAAGUAAUUGCUUCCUUCUGGGUUUAUUUUUUUAAAAUAUGCUGAAAAAAAUGGAAUACAUCCAUUUACCUUCAUCUUUUCAUGCAGGUAGUACUCGACUUAUGACCACAAUUGGCACAAUUUCUCUUGCUAAACAAGGUGGUUGUUAAAUGAGUCAUGCCCAAUUUUAUGACCUUUUUUGCCACCAUUAUUAACCAAAUUUAUCCAUUUAUCUAACCAUAUUUAUUUAACCAUGUGUCUGAAAUAGUAUAGGGUCUUCCUGUCAGAGCAGGGGGUUGGAUUAGAAGGCCUCCAAGGUUCCUUCCAACUCUGUUAUUCUAUGUUCUGAAUCAUCACAGUUAACUGAUUCACAUGAUCAUUAAGUUAAUUCAGCUUCUCCCAUUGCUUUUGCUUGUCAGAAACCAUCUGGGAACAUCCAAAAUAGUGAUCACAUGACCCUGGGACACCACAACUAUUGUACAUACCAUACAUGCCAGUUCCCAAGUGCUGGAAUUUUGAUCGUGGGACUGUGGGGAAUGCUGCGACUGUCAUAAGUGUGAGGACUGGUUGUAAAUCACUUUUUUCAGUGCUGUUAUAACUUCAAACGGUCAAUAAAUGAAUGAUGGUAAGUUGAGGAAUACAUGUACUUCCAAAGAUGCUUUCAGGAAGAUUCAUUCCUCAGCCAAACAUUCUCUCGGUCUCUGAUAUUCCAGAGUGAGCUUUGGUUGCAAAGACAGAUUUCAAGAUCAUCUACCCCAUGGAUUUGUUCCUCCUAAAUUCUUAUGCUUGGAAAAAACUCAUUUUUUUAUGAGGGUUUUUUUUUAAAGCCUUUAUCACCCUGGAAUCCUUUUAAUCUGGUGUGAACUUUUUCUAAUCAAAAAACCUGCACUUAACGUGACCAUUUAGUGCUUUUAAGUAAUCACUCAGCAAUGUAGAAGUUUGACAUUGGUGCCCGCACUUUGAAGUUGACCCUUUUGAGAAAUUUUCUCUUUUGAAAUUACAGCACCACUUCUGGCUUAAACAGUCAUUUUGAAUUUCAUAAUUCUUUUCCUUCCCUUAAUUAUUACCCUUAGAUGUUUGGCUGUGUCCUGUGUAUCCACAAAGUUAUCAAGAAUUUAUUCUCUCCUAGUUUCCAUUUUGCUUGAAAGCCUAUUUAUAUCUUAUCUAAAAAGCUGUGCCCCCCCACUCCUUUUUUUUUGGCCCAAAAAAGCACCUGGCCACAAACUGAGCUAUUCUCAGUUUCCAAAUGCCUAUAUGUUGGCCUAUUGCGAUACAUGGUAUUCUAUUACACACAUUAGGUGGCAAUGAUAAGAAUAUAUAUUAGCUGCAGCUUUAGUGUGUGAUGGGCUUACAGGUUGCAGAAAACUAUGUAUUUGUGCAAUUGCAUUUCGAUUCAUACAUAGAGAAGCAUGCCAAUUAUUCUAAGUUAUUAAUGAGAAGGGAUCAGAUUAUUAACUUUCAAGAGAUCAGGAUUUAUUUCACUACUAAAAAGAGCCACCACUUUAUUCUCUCACAAGGACAAUAAUUUCUACAUGCACUUCAGGAAAGAUUUUAGCCCAGUUGUCACAAAGCAUUAGAAACUUUAAAGCCAGCUUUCCUCAAGUUGGCUGGCAAAUUGUAGGAGCGGUCAUCCCAAAAUAUUUGAAGGAUAUCAAAUUGGAGAAGACUGGAUGCUAUAAAUUAAGAACCAUAAAGAGAUUUUCCCUUAAUGUUGUUCAACAAAUGUUUGCAAUUAUUUUGUUAAGCUAGCCUGGGAAGUAUUUUGUUUGGGAGAAUUUUUACUAAAGGAAUGCUACAGGUGAUCAGAAGCAAAAUUUGGGAAGUCUGGUCUUUAGCCAGGCAGGAGAUACAGAGACCAAAUUGUUGUCUUCAGUAGGUCACUGAGAAAUGUAUGAAUGACACAGGAAAGAAGAUGGUAUGUUUCUUGCUACAGACAAAGUGCACAAUAAAAUGAAUAAGCCUGGAUGAUUAAAUGUUUUAUGGAGACACAAAGUUGAAAGUUGAUGGCUGAAUGAGAUAAGAGGGGAAUAUGAUGGAAGGAAACCCAGUGUGAGAAUAAAUAGCAUAUUUGGUUCAACAUUGAGCAGAAGGUAAGAGACAAAACUGAUAUUCCAUUGCUUCUUUAAUAUAGUUAUCAAGAAUGUUUUUUGUGACAUUAGAAAUAUAUUGGGCAGGAAAAUGAAAACACAGUACAGCUAAUCCUGUGUUCUUGGAACAGUUGAUAGUAACAUUUAAAACAGCAAUGAAUAGACGAAUCUGUUUACUUAAGACAGGAAAAUGGAUGGAGAAAUAUUAAGACAUGCAAAUACUGGUAAAAAGAUACAGGCAGUCCUCGACUUAUGACCACAGUUGAGCCCAACAUUUCUGUUGCUCAGUGCUAAGACAUUUAAGUGAGUUUUGCUACAUUUUACAACCUUUCUCACCACAGUUGUUAAGUGAAUCACUGCAGUUAAGUUAAUAACACAGUUGUUAAAAUGAAUCUGGCUUCCCCAUUGACUUUGCUUGCCAGAAAUUACAAAAAGUCAUCACAAGACCCUGGGAGUCUGCAACGGUCAUAAAUAUGAGUCAGUUGUCAAGCAUCUGAAUUUUGAUCAUGUGACCCUGGAGAUGUUGUAACGUUCGUAAAUGUGAAAAACAGUCAUAAGUUAUUUUUUUUCCAGUGCUGUUACGGUCAGAACACGAACUGCUGUAAGUUGAGGAUUACCUGUAGUUGUAAGCAAUGAGUAACAAGAAAUUAAAAUGCCUUGUUUAGGAGCAUGUUUUUGGCCAUUCUGCUAUGGUUAGGCCAAGAGAAACAAACAUUUUUGCAAUGGAAAUGGGACUCUUAAGUGCACACAAGGACAAGAAGUGAUAAUGUCUAGAAUAAGUAUGGACCAACUAUGACAGUGAGGAAGUAACACACUGGGGUGGUUUGGAAAAAGAAUAAACGAGGAUUCAAUCACAAAAUAGAUGCAUGAAGGAAGAGUAAAUAGGCUGAGAGAACACGAGAAAGUAGCAAUUGGGUAGCAUUAAGAAAGUCCUGAUUUUUCCUCUC
Molecule: messenger RNA, 3976 nt
Organism: Notechis scutatus (mainland tiger snake)
Lineage: Eukaryota; Metazoa; Chordata; Lepidosauria; Squamata; Elapidae
Gene: EVI2B
Product: ecotropic viral integration site 2B
Biological process (GO): positive regulation of neutrophil differentiation; regulation of stem cell division
Source: RefSeq, a predicted model, not a curated record